CGGAAGCACAUUGGUAUGCAGUUGACAUUAGAAUUCGCGACCUGUUGUGAAAUUUGACGUUGGCAUUUAUCUUGUAAUUAAGAAUUGUUUGACAAUGGAUGCGAUUGAAGGACAAUUUGAUGAUGUAGAUGAUUGUGUCCAAAAUGUUGAAAAUAUGUUGAUUGAAGUUGGUAUAAACAAUGAAAAGAAUGUUGAUAAGUUGAUUGAUAAUACUGGAACAGUUGAAGAUUAUGAUGACUAUGAUGAUGAUGAUGAUGAUUAUUAUCUUGAUUGGAUGGAUGAAAAGGGAGAUUUCACAAAAAAGUACCAUUCUUCAAACAUGGGUAAUUCACAGACAGGAGUUUCUCAUGCAAAUCAACAGAACAAAAACAAGGGGCAGUUUCAGCCAAAUGAUAAAGUUCUAAGAAAAUAUAUUGAUAAAAUAAAUGUUGAGAAGUACACUGGUGGACGCCUUACAAGUUCUGCAUCAUCAGCACUUACAUCCAAGGGAAAACGUUUAGAUGAUACAAGGUAUCGUGGGAAAGAUAAAUCUGAUAGGGCUACUGCAGAGCAGGUUAUGGACCCUCGUACCAGAAUGAUCUUGUUUAAGAUGCUGAGUCGUGGUGUUAUAACAGAGGUCAAUGGGUGCAUCAGUACGGGGAAGGAGGCCAAUGUCUACCAUGCCACAUCGAAAGAUGGCUCUGACAGGGCAGUUAAGGUGUAUAAAACAUCCAUAUUGAUUUUCAAAGAUCGAGAUAAAUAUGUCAGUGGUGAAUUCAGAUUUCGUCAUGGUUACUGCAAACACAAUCCACGAAAAAUGGUGAAAACGUGGGCAGAAAAAGAAAUGCGCAAUCUGAUAAGAAUACAUCAAGCUGGAAUUUUAUGCCCUGAACCUAUAAUACUUCGCAGUCAUGUCCUGGUCAUGGGUUUUAUUGGGACAGAUAGUUGGCCUGCUCCUCUUCUUAAAGACAGUGACAUCAGCGAGUCCAAGGCUAGAGAAUUAUACAUGCAGUGUAUACAAAUACUACGCACACUGUACCAUGAGUGUAAACUUAUCCAUGCUGAUUUUAGUGAAUUUAAUUUAUUGUAUCAUGAAGGAAAUUUGUAUGUUAUAGAUGUAUCACAGUCAGUUGAACAUGAUCAUCCACAUGCCUUGGAAUUCUUACGUAAAGAUUGUACUAAUGUUACAGAAUACUUUAAGAAGAAGGGUGUGAGCACAUUAACAGUAAAAGAAUUAUUUGAUUUUGUGACCGAUAUUUCAAUAACAGAUGAUAACUUAGAUGACUACUUGGACAAAUGUAUGAUGAUAACGUCUAAUAGAACCAUAGAUGAUGUCACUGAACAAGACAAAAUUGACGAACAGGUAUUUAAGAAUGCAUACAUCCCUAGAACACUGGAUGCUGUUAUAGAUUUUGAGAGGGAUUUUUACAAGGCAAAGAAAGGGGACACUAAUGAGUUUCUGUACAGUAAGAUAUCGGGAUUAAAAACAGAUUUGUCAGGACCCCAACAUGUGCCAACUUUACUUGAAGACUCAAAACAAGAGCAGAAUAACGAUAUUGAACUAACAUCUGGUGUGUGUGAACACACAGUAGAGGAAAUAAAUGACAAUGAAGGGAGUGAUUGUGGGAAUGAAAGUGAUGAUUCUGAUUCAACUGAUGAUGAGGAAGAUGAUGAGGAAAACUGUAAAGGCACCAUAACACGACCCAGAGACGAAUCUCCAAAUUCAAAGAAGGAAAGGAAACGCAUGGUGAAAGAGGCACAAAAAGAAAAAAGACAAAAUAAGAUGCCAAAGCAUGUAAAGAAAAGGAAAGAGAAGCUUGCAAAGCAAGGAAAGAAAAAAUGAUAAAAAUUGUUUGCAUCUUUCCAGUGAUAUUAUUGUAUAAUAACAUGUAAAAAGUUGUUUAAAUAAAUGGAUUAAACUAUA
Ruditapes philippinarum (Manila clam) is the source of this 1903-nucleotide messenger RNA. Its product is annotated as serine/threonine-protein kinase RIO1-like. Gene Ontology annotation, molecular function: protein serine/threonine kinase activity; ATP binding. The transcript is spliced from 15 exons. Gene Ontology annotation, biological process: maturation of SSU-rRNA. Bases 95 to 1822 code for a protein of 575 amino acids. The record is from RefSeq and is a predicted model, not a curated record. Gene Ontology annotation, cellular component: cytosol; preribosome, small subunit precursor. NCBI's taxonomy places the organism in Eukaryota, Metazoa, Mollusca, Bivalvia, Venerida, Veneridae.